Molecule: messenger RNA, 1379 nt
Organism: Impatiens glandulifera
Lineage: Eukaryota; Viridiplantae; Streptophyta; Magnoliopsida; Ericales; Balsaminaceae
Product: mRNA decay activator protein ZFP36-like
Exons: 3
Coding region: 228-1127 (299 amino acids)
Molecular function (GO): metal ion binding; mRNA binding
Source: RefSeq, a predicted model, not a curated record
UAGCUGCUCACCUCUUCCGAUUCACUCAUCUCACCUCUUUCAUUCACUCUCUGUGCGAUAUGAGGAAGAAGAAGAAGGAUUUGUAUCAAUGCAAUGCGUAGUAGGUCUAUCCAUUCCAACACGAUUUCACUCUCAUAACUCUCACUCAUCAAAACCUCAUAUUCUCUCUCCUCUCCCCUCGUCUUCAGGCUCUUUCGCCGCUACUUCUACAAUUACAAUUCACAUUCAUGGAAGGCUUCUACAGCACCACAAAUCAGAGACCUGCCAAACUCAAUCAGCAGUUCUUCAUAGGCGGAAACUUUCCCAUUGAUAACACUUACAUGGAAAAUGUUGACCUGGCAAUGUUUAAGUACCUUAAUUCCGAUUCUCCAUCUUCUCCAGCAGCCAUAGAUGGUUUUAGAACUCCAAUUCUUUCUGAAUUUCCCAAUCACAGCCCCAACAUUAACCGCUCGAGAACUAGAUCGCGAUGUGCACCGUCAUUGCCGCCGUUGUCGUCGGUUGAGAACUUUGAUACUUCUUUGUUUAAAACUCCGGUUAAGGUUGAGGUACAUGAGGAAGACGUGCUCGUAAUGGACGGAAUUCUGGUUGGAUCGCGCUCGAGUUCCAAGGAUAGGUUUUCAUCGUCGUCGGAGUCUGGCGGAUCAUCUUCAUCGCCAGGGCAUAACAACUUUUACAAGAAGGAUCUAUGUCGCUCGUGGGAGGAUUUGAGUCAAUGUCGCUAUGGAUAUAAAUGCCAGUUUGCUCAUGGAAAGGAAGAGAUGAGGCCAAGUCGAUUCAUAUGCAACAACAAAUCCGAGGCUGCCAAAUCCAAACAACAUGGGGGGAAGGGUGGCAUAGUACAUAACCAGAUCAUAAACCUGGAAACUGAAACAACCACAUUGUCUCCUCCUUCCAAAUACCAAUCAUCUCCCAUCUCCAUCAAGAGCAGAAAUCCUGAAUCUUCCAUUGUCAGUACUGACUGGUGUCCCUUUGAUGAUGGGAUCAGUUUUGUCUCGGCUGGUUCUGUUUCAACCAACACAUACUCUUCAAGGGAAGAUGUGAAUCCAAUGAUAAUGAAAGUUCUCUAUGGUCCUCAACGACAACAGAAGAGACUCCCAGUAUUUGAGGAAAUCUGUUCAGACAAGUAAUAUGAAUUGGAUUUGACAGUUAUAGUCAGAUACAAAAAACUGAGUUGCUAUUGUUGUGUUUGUUCUUCUUGCCCUUUAAACUUUCAAUUGUAUUGGGUAAUGGCUAGUACCGACAACUUCUUUUGUUGUCGUUGUUGUGUAGAUAGAAAUAAAAGAGUUAAUUCUCUGUCGAUUUUUAGCAAAGGUUAGGAACUUAAAUGUCAACAAACUCGUUGAAAUUCAUAACAUGAUCAUUUUACAGUUUUAUCUUCA